Molecule: messenger RNA, 3139 nt
Organism: Lontra canadensis (Northern American river otter)
Lineage: Eukaryota; Metazoa; Chordata; Mammalia; Carnivora; Mustelidae
Gene: FRG1
Product: FSHD region gene 1
Exons: 9
Coding region: 121-972 (283 amino acids)
Cellular component (GO): striated muscle dense body; nucleolus; catalytic step 2 spliceosome
Molecular function (GO): actin filament binding
Source: RefSeq, a predicted model, not a curated record
CGUGCGGUUUCAGGGAAUCUGCAGUAUUAUUUUGGGGCCUCCCUCGCCAGUUCGUUCUCCAGUGGAGAUAUCUGGCCCUUAGACAGCUCUCGCGUCUUUACACAGAGUGUCCCCAGAGCUAUGGCCGAAUACUCGUAUGUGAAGUCCACCAAACUCGUGCUCAAGGGAACCAAGGCUAAGAGUAAGAAGAAAAAGAGUAAAGAGAAGAAGAGAAAAAGAGAAGAAGAUGAAGAAACUCAACUUGAUAUCGUUGGAAUCUGGUGGACAGUAACAAAUUUUGGUGAAAUAUCAGGAACCAUAGCAAUUGAAAUGGAUAAAGGAACCUACAUACAUGCACUUGACAACGGACUUUUUACACUGGGAGCUCCACAUAAAGAAGUUGAUGAAGGCCCAAGUCCUCCAGAGCAGUUUACAGCUGUCAAAUUGUCUGAUUCCAGAAUUGCCCUGAAAUCUGGCUAUGGAAAAUACCUAGGUAUUAAUUCAGAUGGACUUGUUGUGGGGCGUUCAGAUGCAAUUGGACCAAGAGAACAAUGGGAACCAGUCUUUCAAGAUGGGAAAAUGGCUUUAUUGGCCUCAAAUAGCUGCUUUAUUAGAUGCAAUGAAGCAGGUGAUAUAGAAGCAAAGAGUAAAACAGCAGGAGAAGAAGAAAUGAUAAAGAUUAGAUCCUGUGCUGAAAGAGAAACUAAGAAAAAAGAUGAUAUUCCAGAAGAAGACAAAGGAAAUGUUAAACAGUGUGAAAUCAAUUACGUAAAGAAAUUUCAGAGCUUCCAAGACCACAAACUUAAAAUAAGUAAAGAAGAUAGUAAAAUUCUCAAAAAGGCCCGGAAAGAUGGAUUUUUGCAUGAAACACUUCUGGACAGGUUUUCUGUCAUAAAGCAAGAGAUGAUACUCUGUGAACCCUGUGUGUCUUGUGCAGCUUAUGGAAUCUCUUAUUGCUUUACAUUCUUACUUUAUAUUACUUUAUACCACUGAUGCUUAAUUAGGACCUUUAAAAGGAAGUUAGAAGCUCCCAAUCCAGUCAACAAGGCUUUGAUUCUGCCUCCUAAAUCCAAAUCACACAAGCCAAACAGAUAUCAAACAAAGUGGGUGGGAAGAGAGAAAGAAAUCAGGUAUUAGGCAGUAGGAUGGGAAUAAGAAACAUUACAAGAGAAGUAGGCUCUGAACGGAGAAUAAGAAGAAAAUUGGGAAAAUUCCCUACGUAGAGACUGGAUUGGAUGAGAAUGGAGCUAUUAAAGAGGUUCAGAUACUAUACAUCGCUGAGGUCUGCUAUGCUGAGACACUUUUAUUCCUAGCCUGUGUCUCUCUGAAUUCCUGAACACAGUAUUCCAGAUGUCACCUGACCCUGUGAGUGUUCCAGAAUGCAGGUUGUGUAUCAGAUGCCUGGGCUCCACCCCUGGGAAUUCUGCUUCAGAAGGACUGAGUCUGGCUGAUGCAUCUCUAUGUUUUUAUGAUUCCCCGUGGAUGAUGCACAGCCAGGAUUGAGACCUGGCCUAAGUGCCAGACCUGUCUAGUUCUCAGCCAUUGUAUUCCUUUGGUCACUAGCUCUGGAGUUAGAUAGCCACUCUCCAGCAAGUAAGGUAAGCUUACCAGUAGCAACCUUAUAAAGGAGCUCUUGCUGUAAAUCUAGUCCUAAAUCGUCAUUCCAGUUCAGUAGCUGGUUAUCCACCCCCCCCAUCUUGUGUUCUUCUUCCUCUGAUCCUUAGGCUAGGAACAUGCUUACUACUUAGACAGCUGAAAGCAGUGGUUCUCAACCGGGGCCCAGUGUGGCUCUAAGGGGUUGUCACAGCUGAGAGAAGAGGUGCUACUGGCAUUUAGGGUUACAGACUGGGAAUGCUGCUUAACAUCCCACAAGGCACAGGACAGUACCCCCCCAUAAGAAAAAAUUUUCCAGCCCAAGAUAGUAACUGCCAAGUUUCUGACACCUGCCCUUGGACUUAGUCUGUUUCUUGCUUUUGUCAGCUCCCAGCCCCUAAAAAUAAAUAGUAGUUCAAAUUUAUAUAUGUAAGAAUCACCUGAGGUACCUGUAGAUUUUCAAGAAUCAUCCAUAAGAUGCCAGCUUAGCAAGUCUAGGAUUGUGUCCUAGAAUUGACAUUUUAACUAGCACUCCAUGUAAUUCUGAAGCAAAUGAUCUGAAAUACACUUUAAGAAACACUGCCCUCAAGAGAUUGAAGUCUUGCCUCCAACACUAGCUCGGUACCUGAGACCAUCUGCCAGCUGACUGAUUUCCCUGGAACAAGCAUUCAUUCUAUCUGCCUCAAUUUCAGAACAUAGUGUAUUCCUGGAUUCCCUGUCACCAUGCUCACCCUCAAGCUCCCCCAGGUCUUGUCCUUUUCAGAGAGCAAAACUAAUUUCAGGUCCUAAUACCUGGGAAGAUAGAUUAAAAAUAUGCACUGCCUGCCCUCUGGAGUUUAUGCGCUACUGAAGGAGGAGAGCAAGAAAAAAUCACAGGUAAUAGAUAAGUGUUCUUCCCAAUUUCUAUGAUUACACUUGACUCCAACCCUCAUUACAGCACUGAGGGUAAUCUGGCAGAGUGACAGGAGUCAAGAAUAAUAUAUCUAAAUAUUGUCGUCUGGUCCACAUUUUUCUUCUUGUGCAAAAGGAUGUCGUGAAACUUGUUCAAAGCACUGUCAAAGUCAAGAUGGAUUCUGGUCAAGCAUUCCCCUGAUUUACCAGUCCAGUAGCCAUGUCAGAAAGGCUUUAUAUAUGAUAAAAAACAAUAACCAAAGAAAAAGCUCCCCUACACCUAUAUUUUUUUGACUGCUCACAUUUCAGAUCAUUUCAGUUGUUCUUUUCUUCAAGUUUACUGACUCACUUUUUUUUAUCGUCUCCAAAUUGCUGUUACACACAUCUAGUGAUUUUUAAAUCUCAAGACAUUAUUUUUCAUUUCUAGAAUCUAUUUGAUCCUAUUGUUGUUAAUAGAUUCUAUUUCUGCUGAAAUUUCCUAUCCAUUUACUGCUUUUCUAUACAUUUAUUUCUUUGUUUUUGGGUAGAGUUACAAUAGCUUCUUAAAAAUUCUUGUCUACUGAUUCCAACAUCUGGAUCAUCUUAGAGUCCGUCUCCACUGAUGGUUGAGUAUGUUUCUUCAUAUAUCUGAUGAGAUUAUAUCGUAGACAUUGUGAAUAAAACAUUGUAGAAACUG